Messenger RNA from Poecilia reticulata (guppy), 1841 nucleotides. It is a transcript of the gene e2f6, whose product is annotated as E2F transcription factor 6. Lineage: Eukaryota; Metazoa; Chordata; Actinopteri; Cyprinodontiformes; Poeciliidae. Gene Ontology annotation, biological process: regulation of transcription by RNA polymerase II. Gene Ontology annotation, molecular function: RNA polymerase II cis-regulatory region sequence-specific DNA binding; DNA-binding transcription factor activity, RNA polymerase II-specific; protein dimerization activity. Gene Ontology annotation, cellular component: RNA polymerase II transcription regulator complex. The record is from RefSeq and is a predicted model, not a curated record.
GUCGUCAGCAGGAGAACCUGGCUGCGCGGAGGAGGUGUUUGUCCCUGACUGCUCGUUAACAUGUGCAGCUCGCUGGCCUCCAGUUCCUCUCCCAAGAUGGCCGACAGGGUCAGACAGCCGAUGCGGUCUCACGUUUGGCUGAAAAAAACACCAUGCUUACCAGAACCAAAGACAUAAAUACGCAUUUAUAUGCUUAUAAAUGCGUAUUUAUGUCUACAACCGGAACUUUGAAGGAGUUGGAGAUCAACAAGCUGAAGGUGGUGAAUUUCCUCCAGGGCAGCAGAGGGCGACAAAAGGCGCCACGGCACCACUUCCGGGGUGAAAAAUCCCCUUCCGGUGGGUAAAAAACAAACCGGACCGCGGUGACUCCAGCAGAACCUAAGUGGCUAACCGUGGCUGCUGAAUGAACAGGCGGUUCAGUUCGGCUCGGCUCAGUCGGUCAGUAUGGUGAAGUGUGUGGUCUCCGGCUGUCCGAACCGGGUGGACGGGUCCAAUCACGGGGUGUUCAACGGAACCAAGAAACAAUUCUUCACGUUCCCGCGAGAUCCAACAAGGGUCAAGGUGUGGCUGGCGGCACUGCGGCAGGCGGACCAGCAGAACCAGAACCAGAACCUGAUCUGUGAGGACCACUUCCUGCCGGAGGACAUCUUGUCGGGUGACGUCAGCACCGACGCCAUUCCCAUCAUGCCUCCCUGCCUGGACGGGCCGCUGGACCUGUUGGACCGGUGGGGAGCCGGGUCGGAGGACGACGAGGACCAGUGGGUCGGAACCGCUGGGCCCGGUGAGGAAGAGGAGGAUGAAGGCUGCCUCCCCUUUAACACCAAGAUGGCUGCUGCAGCACUUCCUGCUCUGGACCCAACAGAACAGAACCCGGCUCUCAAAGCGGUGCCAGAAGGUCCGACUCUCAGCCAGCAGCAGCAGAACGGGCUGAUUCGGACCCGGGAAGACGUGUCACUGCUGGUUCUGACCCGGCGGUUCCUGGACCUGUUCCUGACCGCGCCGGACGGCUGCCUGGACCUGCGCAGCGCCAUCGCCAGCCUCAGGACGCGCCGCCGCCGCGUCUAUGACAUCACCAACGUGCUGCAGGGCGUCCAGCUCGUCCAGAAGGAGUCUGUCAACCGGAUCCGCUGGAUAGGAAGCAGCCCCGCCUCCAGCUACCUGGGUCAGAACCGGGCCCGGUCCAACAUGGCCGACCUGAAGCUGGUGGAGGAAACUCUGGACUCUCUGAUCCGGACCAGCGCCGAGCAGCUCUUCCACCUGACCGACGACCCGCACAACUCCAGGCUGGCCUACGUGACCCGGCAGGACCUGGUCGGGCUGCAGAACCUCCAGAACCAGACGGUUCUGGUGGUGAAGGCGCCGGAGGAAACCAAGCUGGAAGUUCCGGCUCCUACCGAGGACAGCAUCCAGAUCCACCUGAAGGGCGGGACGGGUCCGAUCCGGGUUGUGACCUGCGACGCUGGAACCGCUGGAGAAGUGGGCUUUUCUCCCCUGGAGGAGAGUCGGAUCAGAACCGCUGAGCUGCACGCAGGUAGCUUCAGAACCGAGCCGGGUCCACCAGAACCUCUGACCUAUUGAAGAAACCGGUCAGCAGAACCGGGUCCAGAGUGCGUAGCUCCAACCGGGCCAGCAGGGGGCGCUGCAGGCUGAGAACAGGAGGAACCAUCCACAGAGGAACCGGACCGGAACCGGAACCGGAACCAGGAGUGAAGUGAUACUAGGAGCUUUAUUAUGAUUUUUAUUUUUUCCUGUUUGUUUGGUUCUGGUUUUGUUUUGAGCUCAGAACUUUCUGACAGAACCGGGCCGGGAUGUUCUGAAAUAAAGAGUAAAUAAAACCUGGA